CAGGAAUAUUUCUAAUUCAUAGCCCUUCAUUCACAGGUUGAUUGUGGCCAGUGUAUUUGGUACGACCAUUGUGGGAUGAGUGAACGUGGUUACCUCAACUGUGCCUACAAUGGCACCGCCAAACGCAUAUCAAGAGCAGGCAUCAGUAUACUCAAUCAAACAUGUCCAGAACUUGUCUCAGAAUUCAUGACUGAAGAUGGCCAUCUUGACACGUGUUGCAAUGAUAAACAGGCACUCGCCCUGUCUCGAUCUUUAGAUAUGAUGAAGAUGUUUCUUGUGCGCUGUCCAGCAUGCAUGAGAAAUAUGCGCAUACCCUUUUGCUACAUGACAUGCUCUCCACAACAAGCAGAUUUCCUCGAGCCAGUCAAAUAUGAUCCUGUAACAGUAGCACAAAAAGAAGGAAAUCACACAGUUACAGAUAUGAAAUUCUAUCUAUCAAAGGAUUUUGUGGAAAAGGUUUAUGCCUCCUGUAGAGAUGUUGUUUCACCAUCCACCAAUGACAGAGUCAUGGGUUUGUUUUGUGGGCAUUGGGGUGCUGCACGUUGCACUGGAGAGCGACUCUUUAAUUAUUUGGGAAACUAUAACAACAAUGUUCACACCCCAAUAAACAUCCAGUACCAGUACUUGAGAGACCUUGAAGAGAGUCCUGAGGGCAUCUUACCUUUGAAUCAAACUGCACAACCUUGCAAUUUAGAGUUAGAGGGGAGUAUAGCUUGCUCAUGUGCUGACUGUCAGAGUUCAUGUCCCAUCAUACCUGACACUUGGGAUGCGCCUGGUGAACCGUGGAUAAUGUUUGGCUAUGAUGGCCUGGCUGUGGCAAUGGCUCUUACUGCAGUCUUAUUUUCUGUCACCUUCUUGGUGAUAUUUGCUUAUUGCCACAAGCGGAAUAAGAGAUACACUGCGGUGAUGGUAGAACGUAGUAUGCGAAACCCAGAAGAAAUACGAACAGCUGUUGGGCGACGUCUAGCACAUCUCUCUGACCCCCAAGCUCAGUUUGCUGGAGAAGAUGAAAACUCUUUGCUUCAUGGACGUCCUACUACAGAAAUGCCAGAGGUUGUAAUGCAUGAUGAGCUCUCCAUAUUUGAGCGCAUCACAAACUGGACACAGACGACUGUAGAUCAUCUUUUUACCAAGUGGGGCACGUUAUGUGCUUAUCACCCAUGGAAGGUGAUGGGGAUUGGCCUGAUUGUGGCUGCAUCAUUGUGUGUUGGCAUCAUCUUCCUACAAAUUACUACUGAUCCCGUGGACUUGUGGGCUGCUCCUAAUUCACGUGCUCGCAUUGAGAAGGACUAUUAUGAUGAGAAUUUUGAGCCUUUCUAUCGUACUGCCCAAAUUUUCAUUCGUCCAGUUGGCAUUGAAAGCUUUGAACUGGAUGGUGACACCUUUGGCCCAGUGUACAACAAGACCUUCCUCCUUGAAGUCUUAAGAUUUCAAAACUACAUUACAGAAGAGAUGGUAGCAGAGGUUAAUGAGAAAAGUGUGUACCUGUUUGACAUUUGUAACAAACCUCUUGCCCCUGACAACAACAACUGCAACAUCCAGUCUAUACUUAAUUUUUGGCAGAAUGAUGAAGCUGUAUUCAAUAAAUCAAAUGAGCAACAUGCAAACUUAUGUAUUGGAAAUGCAUACCAGGAGCAUUGCAUGGGAUCAUAUGGUGGUCCUGUUCUUCCACAUGUAGCUCUUGGUGGAUUUCUACAGUCAAAUGAAACUCUGUCUGAUGACCCAGACUAUUUAAAGGCAAAUACCCUUGUCAUCACAUUGCCUAUCAACAACUUUUUCAACAAAUCAUUGCUCAAACCUGCUCUGGCAUGGGAAAAAGUAUUCAAUGAAUAUAUGCUCAAGUACUCUCACCCCAUGAUGGACAUAGCUUUCCGCUCUGAGCGAUCCAUUGAGGAUGAACUGGAACGAAUGAGCAAGUCUGAUGUUCCUACUGUCAUUAUAUCAUAUAUUAUUAUGUUCCUCUACAUUGCACUGGCACUGGGACACACCAACCAACUUACUCGCCUCUUGAUCUCCACAAAAGUAACUCUUGGCCUGGGAGGUGUUCUCAUUGUGCUGGUGUCAGUGUUUGCGGCCAUUGGAUUUUAUGGUUACGUGGGGGUACCUUGUACAAUGCUUAUCAUUGAGGUGAUCCCAUUCUUGGUACUGGCAGUAGGGGUUGACAACAUCUUUAUUCUUGUGGAAGCGUAUGCUGGGUUGGACCGCACGGAAGAAGACACACGGCCACAGCUGAUUGGUCGAGCUGUUGGGGCUGUUGGCCCCUCUAUGUUGUUGUCUUCAAUUUCUCAGUCAUGUUGCUUUUUCUUGGGUGCUCUCUCUGACAUGCCAGCUGUGCGAGCAUUUGCAAUGUAUGCUGGAAUGAGUUUGUUGAUCAACUUUGUUCUUCAGAUGACACUCUUUGUAUCACUCUUCUCCCUCGAUGUCACCAGAGAAGAGGACAAUCGGUUUGAUGUCUGUUGCUGCAUACGGCAAAGCAAAGUGCAGAGGGACUCGGAUACCCGGUUCUUGCACAAGGUAUUUGAAACUACCUAUGCACCUUUCCUCAUGCGUCCAUGGGUUCGCGCAGUGGUAAUAGUUGUCUUCAUGUUUUGGCUGUGUGCGUCUGUGGCAAUGGUUCCCCACAUUGAAGUUGGUCUUGAGGAAGAGCUCUCUAUGCCUGAUGACUCAUAUGUGUUGAAAUAUUUUGAGUAUCUUGAGAAGUUUGGCUGUGUUGGUGCUCCUGUGUACUUUGUUCUCAAACAUGGAUACAAUUUCUCUGAUUAUGAUAUGCAGAAUAAGAUUUGUUCACAUCUUGGCUGCAAUAAAGAUGCAAUGCUAAUUCAACUGAAGUUGGCAUCUCAAAUUCCAAAUAGAACAUUCAUUGCUGUGCCUUCGAGUGCAUGGAUUGAUGAUUACUUUGAGUGGUCAUUAGAAGGAAAAUACUGCUGUCGUCUCCAUAAUAAUGAAAGCUUCUGCAGGAGAGAGCCAGAAGAUGAUAUGAGAUUAGAUGACCCUGAUUUUGAUACACCUGAUGAUCAAGUUGUAGUAACAGAAGAACCCAUUACUUAUGGCGGACCAGACUUUGAUGAAGUCUAUAAUGAUAAUGAGAACUAUGAUUACAAUUAUGGGGACUUAGAAUAUGACUACUAUUCAGAUGGUACUGCCAAAAAGAAGCUAAAGCCAACUAAAGUACAUUCAGUCAUUGGUGAUGUUUAUAAUUAUGAUUAUACCUAUGGAGAUAAAAGUAUCGAUUAUGGUGAUGAUGACGAUAAAGUGGUUCCUAUUACAAAAGCUCCAUCUCGCCAAACACAUAUGGAUGAUGGAUGGCCAGACUACAAUGAGGAUCCUAUAACUUCCACAUCAAAACCUAAGCAUGAGGACAACAAACCAAUAAAGAAAAAUAUUAGAAAACGCAGAAACUCACCAAAUGCCUGCCACUCGUGUCCCAUCUCUCCACUUGCCAACAACCCUUUCCGCCCAGACCCUGAAGUGUUCAACCAGUAUCUUCCAAUGUUCCUGAAAGAUAACCCUGACAAGUAUUGCCCUAAGGCAGGACAUGCUGCUUAUGGUCAGGGUGUGAAAAUACGCUAUGACGAGUCUGGGAAUCCUGUGACUGGAGCAAGUGUGUUUAUGACUUAUCACACAGUCAUGCGGAAUAGUAAGCAAUUCUAUGAGGCUCUACGUGCAGCUCGGGCCAUAGCAGACAAUAUUACUCGAACACUAAACCUUGUGGAGAAAGAUGGAAAAUUAGUGCCAAGUGGAGAAACAAAAUAUGAAGUGUUCCCAUACAGCGUGUUUUAUGUCUUCUAUGAGCAAUACUUGAACAUCUGGGAAGACACAGUGCGGAUGCUAGGGAUCUCCGUGGUUGCAGUGUUCUGCAUUACACUGAUAAUGAUGGGCUUUGACUUUGCCUCUUCACUCAUUAUCAUGGUCAUGGUUGUACUUAUCAUCACCAACAUGGGUGGUCUGAUGUACCUCUGGGAUAUUUCUCUCAAUGCCAUCUCCCUUGUAAACCUCAUUGUAGCCAUUGGUAUCUCAGUCGAGUUCUGCUCACACACUACCAGAGCGUUUGCUGUCAGUGAAGCAGACACCAGAAUUGUCAGAGCAAAGAGGGCUUUGGUACGCAUGGGUCCAUCAGUGCUGUCUGGUAUCACACUCAGUGACAUGGGUGUUGUAGUUCUUGCCUUUGCCAACUCCAAAAUAUUCCAGAGUGUUAUUUUUGGCUUUAUUAUUUUGUAUUAAAAACUAUCUUUCUUAGCAUAGUAUAUUGCUAUAAAUUAGGUUAAAAUUUAGAAGCCUUAAUGAGCAAUGAUUACUACAGGUUGACAACCCUUUAUAUGAAAUUCCGAAAACCGAAAGUUUUUUUGUGGAGCAUUUUUUUUUUUUUUUUUUUUAAACAGGGAUUAGCCCACCCA
Molecule: messenger RNA, 4394 nt
Organism: Homarus americanus (American lobster)
Lineage: Eukaryota; Metazoa; Arthropoda; Malacostraca; Decapoda; Nephropidae
Product: NPC intracellular cholesterol transporter 1-like
Cellular component (GO): membrane
Source: RefSeq, a predicted model, not a curated record